AAACAGAAGCAGGCGAUAGGAGAAUAUAGCCGCCUUCAGUUUCAGCAGAUCUGCUCAGGACAGGUGCCUGAACCGCACACAACUCAGACUGCACUUCAGCCGUUAACACACUGCGUGAUGAAGACUCCACUGUGGACACUACUGUUGCUUGGACUGUGUAACCCAGCAUGGUGUGACUGCCAGAAGGAUUGCCUCUUCUGCAGCCAAAAACUGCCUAAUGAAUAUGCCUUCAACAACUUGGUGUGUCUGGUGGAGUGUCAUGGUAAACUUUCUCCAGGCUACACCUGGGAGAUGUGUCUCAGGACCAUUGGGGAGCAAAACCCAAAAGCCUUGCUAUCGGUUGGCAAUGGCAUGCUGACAAGAGCAGAAGAGGAAGCGGACACCUCUCUGCCUGUGGACCAGGAUGAUGGCCAGUAUUCUGAAACCCUCCAGAGGUUCGACCAUAUAACACGAGCCUUGGGAACGGAUGAUCAGGACCAAGAUAUGCAGCUCAGUAAAAAAUACAAGUUCCUGCAAGUACAGUCAGCACAAGAAUCUGAGGAAGAGCGAGAUGGAGAUAACGAGAUAGAAGGCGAUGAGGAAGAGGCUGCCGUCCACCUAAUCAAACGCUUUGGAGGCUUCCUCAAAAACAAGUAUGGCUACAGGAAGUUCAUAGAUCCUGGAAGGUCUUUGCAAAAGAGAUAUGGGGGUUUCAUAGGCGUCCGCAAAUCUGCCCGUAAGUGGAACAACCAGAAGCGUUUUAGUGAGUUCCUCAAGCAGUAUUUGGGCAUGAGUACUCGAGCUAGCGAGUUUAAUAGUAUGUCUGCUGAUGUCACCCAACAGAAUGAGUAAGCUUUGUCCUUUGAAGCGAAUACUUACCCAGCAAACCAUUCGUUAAGCUCAUUCGAAAGAUAUCAUGCACCGUUCUCCUCAAACACAAAAAGCUCUCAUAGUGCCACAGGGUUAGAUGUGGAUUUACUCACUGACUGAAGCAUCUAAUCUGUGUCAAAGAAAGUUUACAUAUAUUGGCUUGAAGUUUGAAGAAAACUCUUCAGAUUCAAUUUGAGACAUCUAUAGAUCGCAUUAUUGUAUAUUAUGGCCCCUCUAGUUUAGUUCAUUAUGCAAAGACCAUUUUGAAAACGUUACCGGUUCCAAAUUCAUCUCCUUUUCGACACUGCCACCUAUUGGCCAAUGAGAGUUCCCAUAAUGAAAUCUCCAUGAAAAUGCUUGAAAUUGAGGUGAAAUAUCAUAUAGAGAGGUAAUUACUUGGCAAAAUAGAAUUAUUAAAGUAAUAGUUCACCAAAAAUGAAACAUUUGUCAUAACUCACGCACAUUUUCAGCUCCAAAUGGAACAUAAAUAAGCAUUACAGUCUAAUGAAAGCAUGAGAAACAGACUAAAAUUUAGGUUUUUAAUUUAAAUCUUAACCUGUGCCAUCGAACCUAAUUUUUGCUUCCAAAUCUCGUAUGCAUGCAUUAAAACCUGCUACACUGCAAUUCUGUCAUGUGUCAUGCGCUAAUCAAUUAUGUUUUGGAAGCAGUAACAAUCUCAAAUCUAUUAUAUGGCUUUAGAAGACUUGGAAUAUAGUGCGCAAGUCAUAUGGACUAUUCUUUAUGCCACUUUUUGGAGCAUAAUGGGCCAUAAUUCCCAAUCUUCUAACGGUGAAUGGAAAAUACAACCCAAUCUCACAGGAAAACAUAAUUUUAUCAAGUGGCAAUUUUGUACACAGUAAAUGUAAAUUUCUUAAGAAAAAAUAAGCAUAAAGAUCCACCCCUAAACAUAACCAUCACUGGAGCAUAAGCAGAUUGUACAAAAACGUGUGAAUGAGAUUGUACAAAUUCAUACAAAUUAGCCACCAAUUCACCAACACCUAUUUAUUGUCAUGAGAUUAUGUUGGGAAAAGGUUAGCUUUAACAAUCUGCUUAAUAUCUCCUUUUGUUUUAAGGAUGAAAUUAAAAACAAAUGGGGUCAGAAUGAUAUGGGCAGGAGUAAUUGAUAGAAUUUGCAUUUUUGGGUGAACUGUUCCUUUAAGGGGAUUAAGGAAAGCUAAUCUGUUUAUGGUCUCUCCCAAAAAAUAAAUAAAGCCAGAUUUUGCAUAAACCAUUCCAGCAAAGACUCAUCACUGUAAUAUUCCUAUACAAAAAUAACAAAUUCUGUCACGCACAUGCACACAGAGUUUGCAUCCUCAUCUAACAGUGGGAAACCAAAAGCUUUAAUUUUAUUUUUUUGAA
Messenger RNA from Sinocyclocheilus rhinocerous, 2208 nucleotides. RefSeq names its product prepronociceptin-like. Lineage: Eukaryota; Metazoa; Chordata; Actinopteri; Cypriniformes; Cyprinidae. Gene Ontology annotation, cellular component: dendrite; axon terminus; plasma membrane. The record is from RefSeq and is a predicted model, not a curated record. Gene Ontology annotation, molecular function: opioid receptor binding. The coding region runs from base 118 to 831 and encodes 237 amino acids. The transcript has 3 exons. Gene Ontology annotation, biological process: sensory perception; chemical synaptic transmission; neuropeptide signaling pathway.